This is a messenger RNA of Fopius arisanus, 4385 nucleotides long. It is a transcript of the gene Sdc, whose product is annotated as Syndecan. Bases 260 to 970 code for a protein of 236 amino acids. Gene Ontology annotation, biological process: cell migration. The transcript has 5 exons. Lineage: Eukaryota; Metazoa; Arthropoda; Insecta; Hymenoptera; Braconidae. Gene Ontology annotation, cellular component: cell surface; membrane. The record is from RefSeq and is a predicted model, not a curated record.
UCAUCGAUCAGUGUGGUGUGUGUCUCCGCGUUGUUGCUCCGGGAAGGGGUUUUUUUUUCAGUGUUAAAAAUUUUGUUAAUAUCCGACGCAUCCACGUUCGGUAUUCACAACAUAUAAAAAUAAUCCAAAACCCCAACUCGCGUCUCGUUUUAUACUCAAAUCCCAAGUUAAACAAUCAGUGACAGGAAAGGGCUCCAGUGUGAGCCCCCAACCGGUGAGGACAAAAGGGAUUUUUUUUAAAACAUCAGAGUAAUCAAGGAUGCAGCCAAGGAUAUACUGGAUUCUUGCCUGCGCGGCCGUCAUCUUCGUUGGGUGCAAUGCCGCUGGAACAGAGAAGGAGCAAAGUGGGAAGGAGCGAUCAACGGGUAACGCAAACUAUAAUUCAUUUCCGGACGAUCUCUACCUAGACGAUCAGGAAGCCUUGGAAGGCUCUGGUCGAGGUGGUGGUGAAGUGAGAGACGACCUCGAGGCAUCGGGCAGUGGUCUAGGUCCCGACGACGAAGACGGCGACGGUGAUCGAGAUUUCAAUAAUAUCAACAGAAGGAUAUUGCCGGAGCAGAAACCAGCCGAGCCAAAUACUCCCUACGUCGAGGAUCCCCACGACACGAAGCACGUCACCGAGGAUCUUGCCCCCAAGAGACCAGAUAACGAAGUAGACCUAGCACCUGCUCGAGAGGACGAGCCAGAGGGUGAGGAGGACCCAGACGACCCGCACGAGGUGUUAAUCAUGAAUCCCAAGCACGAGGAUCGUGCGAGCUCGUUCUUCGCACAACCAGGCGUUCUAGCCGCUGUCAUUGGAGGAGCGGUUGUCGGUCUACUGUGCGCUAUUCUCGUGGUAAUGUUCAUCGUAUACAGAAUGCGUAAGAAGGACGAGGGCUCGUAUGCCCUGGACGAGCCAAGAAGAUCCCCAGCAGCGGCGUCGUACCCAAAACCCGGUGCGCCACAUCACAAUCGUGAAUUUUACGCUUGAAGGGAUUAAAAUUAAUUCAAAAAUUAUAUUUCGGUCCGUGCCAAGGGCGGUAAAACCGAUAUUGACCGAGUCAAGACAUGAUUAAAUUCAAAAACAACAAAAUCGUUUAAAAACACAAAAAAAAACCACAAAAACAGGAUUUAAAAAAAUUGCAGAUGGAAUUUUGAUUGUGGAAAUGGCGUUAAGCCGUCGAAAAGGGGUUUGUCCGCAAGUUUUUCCCAAUCCCUAAAUAAAUCCAGAGGACAUUCUAAAACAUGUCCCUCUGGUUCGUCUCUGCCAAUAAAGAAAAUCUCCACUGAAUCCACAAAAAUCCCCGCAAUUACCAGAAAAAAAAAAUACCUCGAUCCCCGCGACUUGCGACCCCUGACAAUUCCAAAUGCGUUUUACAUAGAACGAGUGAUAAAUGCGAGUGGAGAAGAAUAAUGUGUGUAUGUGUAUAGGACUGAGAGAAGUUUAUUGUGAGUCGUCCAAUCCUCCAGUAAUUUUUUUUUUAAUUUUUUUUUUACAUCACGCCUUCGUACAGUAGCAACUGAGGGAGGAGAGGUUUCAGGGGGUCGUGAAUCCUCUCCAGAAAUCCUCUCUCCCUUUUUUUACGUUCUGAAAAAAAAAACAAGAACAAUCCCUUUUGUAUCACGCCAUUUCCCUGAUUCUCUAUUAAAGAAUUUCUCGAUAAAUCUUGGAUUUCUGGAGGAAUUAUUGACCAGAGAAUGGGGGAAAUGUAGUCCAGUCUCUUUCCAGCUGCAAAUAAUUUUUAAUCGAUUUAACGAAUUAUUGUGCUGGGGUGCAGAGGAUUUCUGCUGGAAUGAGACAGUGACUGCAAUUUUAAUUCUCCUUCCCCCAUGGAGUUAGCGCACACGAGUCUUGACUGACUGAAACACACGUUUGCCAUAUUGAUCAUGAAAUUAUACCGAUACUUGAUCCAAGAGAUCUCUUCGUGUUUUUCCCCCCCUUUUUUUAUUCUAUUUAUUGUGCGAUUGAGUGCAGUAAUUAUUUAUUUGCACGUUUAAUUCGAUGAAAAUUGUGAAUUAUUGAGAUUUUUUCCUCGUACCAGAGUUGAUUGUCUUUUUUAUUGAUUAAUUAAUAAUUGUAUUUCUUUCUCAUUGGUGUUCAGUGAAAAUAUGGAAACUGGCAGCUAGAGAUUAAAUGAAAUAGAGAAGAUUUAAUGGAGGAAUAAAUUAAAAAAAAAAACGCGUCAGCGGUGGCAUUUUACUUUUCUCAAACAUUUGUAUCUAAAUAUUGGUAGGAUUUAAUAUUUAAUCGUUAAUUCUACGGCUAUUUGUAAAUUCGACACUUUCCUACCAUUGUAUUCGAUACGUCGAUUAUCGAGAGACAGAUGCUAUUUAACAAUGAAAACACGGAUAAGUCAUUGAAAUUAUGCAGAUGGCAAACCAUUUGAGGGUAGGGGAUUGUGUAUACGAUGGGAGGACAGAUGAUAUGAGAUCGUGAGAAGUUGUAGAACGUAGUCACAUCACGUCUGACAUAUUGUCAAGAUCGAAAUAGUUAUGUUCCACAAUUUCCCAAUAGAGCAUUUGAACGAUUUAUUAAAAGCGAUGAAUAUCAUACCGAUACUGCCAUAUUAAUCUAAGAAACAUGAAUUUGGCAUGAAUAAAAGAAAAACCGCGGAUUACGCCUUAGCAGCAUCGAUCCUCCUCAUAUCGUAGAUAAACUCUGUAAUUAAAGUGAUGAAAAAAGUAAUUCCUCUACCUGUUGAACAAUUCAUCGACCUAUUUGUUACAUUCCGACGAUAAAUUGAACUAACGAAACAUUUGAAUUCGUUGCUAAACGACUAAUUUCUCACUGUUACAACUCCUUCAUUUGUGAUUAACUCGAGAGGGUAGUGUUUUUUUUGUCUUCACUGUGGAGCACGUAAUUAUUUAUUAUCGAAAAAUCUAACUGCGCAUGUUCCUGGCAGUUAGUGUGGAAUCGGGUGGGUCACACCUCGAUGUGACGUUUCGAUUGAAUUUUUUUUUUGUAACCAUGACAGUUAUGAUUUGAACAAAUAAACGCACAUUGGCGCAAAGUUUAUUGGCAUCGUGCGUAACUCGAUUAUUUAUGAGAAAAUAAAUGUUGAAUUGAUUAAUCUGACAAUUUCGUUGAACGCCACUCGUUCCUGAGAUAUUAAGGGAAUAGUGGAAAUGUGAUUUUUGACAAUUCUCUCCCUAUUUUUGUCUCUCCUCUCAAUAAAUCCUAAAUCCCUCCACAAAUCACCACAAAUCUCCAAUCAACUCGAUACAAAUCAGAUCGAAUUUCAUCUCCAUCGCAAUUAACUGGGGAGAAUCACAGGCAGAAUUCAUCGUUAGGUAGUACACAAUAUUCCGUACAUUGAAAAAUCUAGAGAAGAGGCAAAAAACGUACGAUUACCAUGACAAAAUGAAAUCAUCGAUGAAAAAAAAGAACAGCAAUGAAAAAUAAAAAUAUAUUCAAUUCCACCAGCCAAGCGCAGCAGUUCUGUAUUCACCUCCUUAAUCAUGAAUUCCACCGUAAACCAGAGAGAGUGAGAAAGAAAAAAUACUCUCGGGGAAUGUCAUUGAAUAAUUCCAAGCGAUUUGUAAACCCAGCGCGAGCUCAUCAAUCACUCAAGAAAAUGAACAUAAAGAUAUUGAUAUAAAGAAAAAGCCCGAUUGUCUACUUUUUAAUUAAGAAGAAAAUGAUAAUUAUAAUGAAAUCAUAUUUUAUAAGAGGGUGUAUUCAAUAAUACUUAUAGCAAUUGAGAAUAAGAGGCGAAGAAAAAUGAUAAAGUCUCCGAUAGUGAAAUGAUACUGCAGACCAGGUGGACGAAUGAGAUGAUUUUUUGCGAAAGAUAUAAAAGAAUACGACAAAUAUUUAAUAGCUAUUAAAAUCUAUCAUUAAUUACUAUCAUUUAUCCCUCCCCCUCUGCAUCGUUGAGCAAUCUAUAUAUUUUUCCUUCCCCCAGCAUAUCUACAUAUAUGUGUAUAUAUUAAUAUCACACACUCACUGGAUCAGCCCGUAUAUACAUGUAUAUGUACUUAUUCGCCCGUGAGUGGAAAAUUCAAACAGAAAUAACAAUUUACGCCUCCGUUAAUCGAAUAUUAAAAUUAUUCCCCUGUUGUAAUGUUUUUCCUCGUUUUGCCUUUUACUCGUUAUUUUAAAAUAUAUAUAUCGUUUUAUUCUGGUUAAACCAUCUGCAAAACGAUUACACGUGAAAAUUUAAUUGGAAAUACCAGAGCUCGUGAUUAUUACGAGAGAGAGAGAGAAAGAGAAAAAUUAUUGAGUAAUUACACAGGCUUUCGCGCUCGCGUACCCUCGCGAACGCGUAUGAAUAAACAUAAUACGUUAUUAUUAAUUAACAGAUGAACAUGAAUUAAUGAUAAUUGCACUAUAUUAGUAUGGAUAACAAUUAUUGUAUGUGGUCGCUCCUAUUCUGUAAAUAAACACUGUACUGUAUAAGAUUAAA